AUUUUUUUUCAAUAUCUAAUGUUUGUACUCAACCAUCAAUGGUCAUAGAUUCUAAUCUUGAUGGUAUGGGACUUUUUGGCCAUCCUCAAACUCAUUUACCAUAUUGCCUGUCUGAUUCCCAGAAGACAGAGCAAACACCAUUUACUUUGGCUGAAUUUAAUGUACUUAAUACAAGCAGUUCUGCAGAGAUGAAGUCAACUGAAACUCAACUGACAGCUACUUCCAAAUGUGUAGUAUCCUACUCAUUACCCUGUUUAAUUAAACCUGAUGACCAGAUAAGGUUACACUGUAUGGCCUCACAACCUGUAACUUCAAAUCCUGAAUCCAGACAAGCUGCUAAAACUGGUCAAGUGGAGAUUCAACAUGCAACUUUAAAUCCUGAACUCACUUAUACUGAGAAACUCAAUCAAACUACUACAACUAAUCAAGCAGCUACAACUGGUCAAGUGGAGAUUCAACAUGCAACUUUAAAUCCUGAACUCACUAAUACUGAGAAACUCAUUCAAACUACUACAACUAGUCAAGCAGCUACAACUGGUCAAGAGAGGAUUCAGAAUGCAACUUCAAAUCCUGAACUCAGUCAAGUUGCUACAACUGGUCAAGUGAAGAUUCAGCAUCUAAAUUAUGAUACUGAGAAACUCAAUCAAACUACUACAACUAGUCAAGCUGUUACAACUGGUCAAAUGAAGGUUCAGAAUACAGCUUUUUAUACUGAAUGCAGUCAGUCUGCUACAGUAGGUCAGGUGCAGGAUCAACAUGCAAUUUCUGAUACCAAACACAGUCAAACUGUUACAACUGGCCGAGUGCACGUUCAACAUACAGAUUCUGAUACUGAACACAGUCAAAGCUGUUACAACUGGUCGAGUGCACGUUCAACAUACAGAUUCUGAUACUGAACACAGUCAAACUGUUACAACUGGUCGAGUGCACGUUCAACAUACAGAUUCUGAUACUGAACACAGUCAAACUGUUACAACUGGUCAAGUGCAUGUUCAACAUACAGAUUCUGAUACUGAACACAGUCAAACCGUUACAACUGGUCAAGUGCACGUUCAACAUACAGAUUCUGAUACUGAACACAGUCAAACUGUUACAACUGGUCAAGUGCAUGUUCAACAUACAAUCUCUGAUACUGAACACAGUCAAGCUGCUAUAACUGGUCAAGUGCAUGUUCAACAUAUAGCUUCUGAUACUGAUCCCAGUCAAGCUGUUACAACUGGUCGAGUGCAGACUCAACAUACAGAUUCUGAUACUGAUCCCAGUCAAGCUGUUACAACUGGCCAAGUGGAGAUUCAUUAUGCAGUCACUAAUACUAAACCUAAUCAAGUUAUUGAAGAUGUUCAGGCUGAAACUCAACAGAAAGAAUCUUUAGAACUUGAGAAUUUUUGUACUGAACCAAGUUUAUCUAUUAAAAGUGACCAGGUGGAAAGUCAUGAAGUGGUUCCUCUUGAACCCUGUUCAGUGAAAGAAGAUAGUUUCACUGAAAUUAAGCCGACAUCUUCACAAAAUCUGAUGCUCUAUACUGAACCUACUCUGACGUUUGAAGCUGGUCAGACCAAAGGCCAGCAAACAGCUUCUGUACAUACUGAAACUUUCAGUCCACACUUUUCAGCUGGCCAAAUUAAAAUUACACCAUUAACCUUACAAAGGCCUACUGCUUCCUGUAUUGAACCUAGUUCGUGCAUUAGAACUGAUGAAGUUAAUAUUCAACAAACAACUUCUGAAUGUGGUACUUAUAUGAAAUUCAAUUCGGAUGAUACAGCUGGUCCAUUUCAGAUUCAACAAAGGGACUCUUCAGUCAAUAUGGCUAGUCAGGUUGCUGAUAAACAGACCAGUUGUAAGUCCAAGUUAGGUGUCAUGAGUGAUGAUGUUGAGACUAACCAAACAGAUGCUCCACUGACUGGGAAAACAUCCAGUCAGUGUAGUCCAGGUAGAGAAAGUGUUGAGGAGAAUGAUAACUCUCAGCCUUCCAUUAUCAGAGAUGUGGGUGACGCACUGACAGACGUAGCUAUAUCAUCACACACUGUUGUGUGUACUUCUGCUUUUCUUUCUUCAACUGUCAUGUCAUCAUGUACAUUAAGUAGCACUAGUUUAGAGUCAUCAGGGAGUCGUUUCACCUUGAUAUUGAAAAGUACUCCCUCAUCAGUUGGCCAACGAUCUUUACUCACAUCAGUUAACAGUAUUACUGGAGUUAGGGUUCCUUUUGGUCCCUCAAAGGCUUUUCCAAUCAAGAUUGUAACUCUCCCUACAGGAGGAUCAUCCCUCAAGUCUAUUAAAUCUUCCAACCGAUCAGUUCUUGAGUUCAUUAACUCCUCUUCAGCAUCCCCUGUCAAUCCAUGCUUCAUCACUAGUAACUCAUCAUCGUCACCAGUUAGGUUAGUAGUGUCACAUCUAAAGCCCACCCUUCCUGGAACAUCACAUUUAACCAGUAAAGUACUUUUGAAGUCUGUGGUUGUUACUAGUGCAUCUCCUGCCAUAAGAUUUGUUCCCAUAAGAGGAACUCUUUGCUCUUCAAGCGUAAUGGGAUCAGGUUCUUUGUUAGCUGUAUCCUCUGGAAGCUCCUUACUUCAAGUCAGUUCUGGACCUACUGUGUCUGCCAAAACAAAUAUUUCAAUGACCAAGUGGAAUGAGCAAAACUCCAAAGAGCCAAUCUUUACAGAUCAUUCAAAGCUUUUGGAAACAGCUGUUUGUGCUGAGUCUCGAUCCAUGGGAGGAGGCAUCAUGGCAAGUGUGUAUAAGGACCAUCUGGAUAAUGCUAAAGAAAAAACAACAGAUUACCCAGAGGCUGUGGCUGACUCAAGUAUUGGAAAAGAUCAACUUCAGGUAAAACUUACAGAGCCCUUAGCAACAGGUAAUGUAAAAGCUGUUCCCAAUUCUACUGCCAAGUUCACAUCUACAAGACGUAUUUCUGAUGACCACUGUUACACGUGCAAUCAGCCUGUUUCCACUAGUCAAAGCACUAGUUUGGUACAAACAGAGAUUUCUGAACCAUUUAUAAGUGAUCAGUUUCUUCCAAUUACAAGUAAUAAGCUUGUUCCUCUUCAGGAAUCUACAAUUCUACAUGAAGAAACAGUUACAAGUUUUAAGAAUCAAGAGGACUUUUCUAUUUCAUCUUCAUUAGCUAAAGUUAGAGAAAUAGAUAAAGAAUCUAAAGCAGAGUCACCACCAACUUCUGAUAUUUUUUCCCCUGUAAUUAUUUCUACAGAGCCUCUGGCUACCAGAAGCAUAUGUAGUGCUGUACAAAAACCAAAACCAGAGUCUUCAGAGAAUACAAUGGAAGAAUGUUACUCAUCAAAACCAGGUAAAACGAAAAUUAAAUUCAUCCGUCCAGGACAUGUAUGCUUAAUGAAAGAGUUGUCAAGGUCAACAGGAAACCAAAAUGUCCAAAGCAACUGUCAUGUAGAGAUAACUGAUGAAGAAAAAUAUCAAACAAAAGUUAAGAAUAAUACAUGUGAUGAAGUUAUAGAUGAAGAAGUAAAGAAAGAAAAAAAUACAGUGGACCUUUUAUUUGUAAAACCAACAAAGAGGAAAUGUUCAGAGAAUGUAGCUGAGCUUUUCAAAACCUGCAUGGGGCUUGAUGGUAAGCCUAAACAAGCUGCUUUUGGAAAACAGGAAGACAGAGAAAUGUACGUUUCUACCUGUCAGAGACGAGAAGAAAAAACGUAUUUAGAAAACCAAGUUUCUGAUGAAUCAGGUGAAGAUCAGAUACCUUUUGGCAAGUUAGUAAGUUGCUCCAGUGUCCAAAAAAACAUCCCUCAAACCAAAAACAUAGCCAUACUUGACCAUCAAGUUUUUAUAGAGAUGGAUGAUGGUCAAGAGAGGACUGACAAUGAUGGAAAAAGAGCUUUUAAGGACAGUAGUGAGUCAUCUGUUAAAGGACCAGAAGAACAUUCAUUCACACAGCAAGAGAACACUAAAACUACAACAGAAAAAAGGAAAACCAGAGGUAGCAGUUACUUAGAAGAGUUUCCUCCAACAAAAUGGAGAAGGAGUUCUUGUGACAACCCUAGGUAACGUCCAGACAUCUGUUGGUUGUUUGCUACACUAUGCACAGCCUCACGUCCAAAAAGCGUUACACAAUAUUCGAGACCAAAGCUGCAUGGUUGGGUACAAGCAAGCUCUGCCAGGAUUGGAUGUAAAUAUGUGAUCUAGUGUUUUGUUUUUAUCUUGCUGAAGAUGUUAUGUGAAGUCUCUUCAGUUUUCGUUUGGCCUCGUGCCAAAAGAAACCUUUAUUUUAUUCUUCCAAGAUUUGGAAAACAAAGAGAUUGACUGUGUAAUGUAUGACAUAAGUUGUUUGCAGACUUUCUCUUUGUCUUCAGAAGAACAAAAAUGGAAUUCGUGAUCUGAUAUUUUUUUAAAUGUUUGACUUGUUCUGUAGCAGAGAAGUUUGUGCAUUUAUUUUUUUUUACAAUCAUCCAUGGUAUGUACAAAUGUCAUUUUUCACUAAGCUGGUAGGAAAGGAUUACAUUAAAUGGCCUAACAGUGCUGAGUUUUUACAAUUUCCUAUAGUUUUUAAGGUGAAUGACUUAGGCCAAUGGGCAGUGUGCAUAGACUACAGUUGUAUAUAUUACAUGUAUAAAUAUAAUUAUAUUAAUAAAUACAACAAUUUUAUUAGUAGCUAAGCUUUUUAAGUUGUUAACAUGUAGAGUAUUUUAACAGGAUUGAUAGAAUGGUUUGUUGUUUUUUUUGUUUUUUUUUUAGAUAUAAGAGUAAGUUAAACACAGUUCUUUCGUACAGGAAAUGUGUAAUGUUGUGAAUAUAUUUGUUGUACAGGAGUUGAACAUGCUUUGUUGUAAGUUUCUUACUGGUAUUAAAUGUCACAUCAUAA
This is a messenger RNA of Limulus polyphemus (Atlantic horseshoe crab), 4828 nucleotides long. RefSeq lists its product as uncharacterized. Lineage: Eukaryota; Metazoa; Arthropoda; Merostomata; Xiphosura; Limulidae. The transcript has 4 exons. Bases 757 to 4014 code for a protein of 1085 amino acids. The record is from RefSeq and is a predicted model, not a curated record.